CAAAUCGUCGCGCACAAAGAAACUCCGCAGCAGAGGCUUCGGUCUCGUGCCUGUCCAGUAUUCAGCGGGUAAACCUCCCCCGGGCAUCGUCCACGUCUGCCGAAGUCAUAUAGGUAUGCAGUCUGGUGAGCUUGCUAUGUGCAAUAAUCUCCUCGAACUACCCCAACACCCGCAUAAUGGCUCCCCGCACACUCAAAAUCGCUGUGAUCCCUGGUGAUGGCAUCGGCCAGGAGGUCAUGCCGCUCGGCGUGCGCUGUCUCAAAGCAGCCGCGUCCGUGUACAAUCUAUCUCUUGAAUUCACCAACUUCGAUUUCUCAAGUUGUGACUACUAUGCAAAACAUGGCGACAUGCUUCCCAAAGACUGGAAAGCUAUUCUCUCUGAUUUUGACGCCAUCUAUUUCGGCGCCGUUGGCAUGCCCGACCAGGUUCCAGACCAUGUCAGUCUCUGGGGGAGCCUCCUCAAAUUCCGCCGCGAAUUUGACCAAUACAUCAGCCUCCGUCCGUGUCGACUCAUGCCCGGAGUUCGAAGCCCACUGGCCAAUAAGUCUCCAGGAGACAUCGACUUCUGGGUGGUGCGGGAAAACACCGAAGGCGAAUACAGCUCCAUCGGCGGCAAGAUCUUCGAAGAUACAGACCGGGAGGUCGUCGUGCAGGAAACCAUAAUGACACGAGUCGGCGUGGAUCGUGUGUUAAAGUACGCUCUUGAGCUCGCCAAAAGCCGGCCAAAGAAACACUUAACCAGCGCGACCAAGAGCAAUGGCAUCAGCAUCACAAUGCCGUACUGGGACGCGAGACUACAAGCACUACAACAGGAGGGCGACUACGCAGACGUUAAGGUCGACAAGUUCCACAUUGACAUCCUGACCGCCUGGUUCGUCCUACGCCCCGAGCAAUUCGACGUUCUCGUCGGAAGCAAUCUAUUCGGCGACAUCCUGAGCGACCUUGGCCCUGCUUGCACUGGCACAAUCGGCAUCGCGCCUUCAGGUAACAUCAACCCGGAGGGCAAGUUCCCUAGCCUAUUCGAGCCUGUGCACGGUAGCGCUCCUGAUAUCGCGGGCAAGGGAAUAGCAAACCCAAUUGGUAUGAUUUGGGCUGGGCAGAUGAUGCUUGAGCAUUUCGGGUUCAGCGACGCCGCAGCAGGGAUGCUGAAGGCGAUUGAAACUGUCCUAUCGAAGAAAGAGCCACAUAUCAUGACGCCAGAUAUGGGCGGACAGUCCGGGACUACAGAAUCGCUGGGGUCAGCAAUAGAAAACGAAAUCUUGAAAGCAUAG
Molecule: messenger RNA, 1271 nt
Organism: Boeremia exigua
Lineage: Eukaryota; Fungi; Ascomycota; Dothideomycetes; Pleosporales; Didymellaceae
Exons: 1
Coding region: 177-1271 (364 amino acids)
Molecular function (GO): NAD binding; oxidoreductase activity, acting on the CH-OH group of donors, NAD or NADP as acceptor; magnesium ion binding
Source: RefSeq, a predicted model, not a curated record